GUUUCUCUUUCAGAUCUAGAACCACCGACUUCUAGUUUCUGCCCUAGCGACAUUGUGAAAGAGGCCAAAAGUCAUAGAGAAAAGGUGAGUUGGGACGUACCAGUAUGUUCAGACAAUUCUCAUUUGCCUCCAAUCAUUUGGUCUAACCGAAAGCUUGGAGACCUCUUUGGGGCUCCAGGAAAAUAUAAGAUCCAACACACAGUCAAGGAUUUCGACUUCAAACAACCAAACAUCUAUACUGGAUGCUCUUUUAUGAUAACCUUGAAAAGUAAGUUAAGAUUGUUAUUCAUUCCAGAGCGCAUUUCACUUGGGUGCUGAAGUUAAUGACAACUUAAAGGGGAACUGUCUAAAGCGCGGGAAAACGCGUACUCUCGUUUAAUGUUUUCGAUAGUCUGUGUGAAGCAGGUCCAUAACGCACACAGUCGAGCCUGUAUCAGGCGGCAUCGUAUUUAGUGGUCACUCUGCCAUUUCCCAAUGGUGACCGCUUAUACAGGUACGACUGUAUAAAGAUUGGCUUAAGGCGGAGCAGUUUUCUUUUACCAGCCGCGCAGCGCUGUACAAUAAAAUGAAUGAACUCUGCGACGAAAUACUGUUGUUAGUAUGCAGGCAUGUAACUGCUCGGUUUAUGUUGGAUUAUUAAAAUAAAAAUGACCAUAUCGUUACACAUUCUUGACUCCACAUAAUCACCCUUUGUUUACCGGUAAUUUGGUAUCAUUUUUAUUUUUAGGGACAAAAUGCCCUAUGUAUCUUCCCCCAAAGAAUGGCGCUCUUGUUUGUUUGAAUUAUGGUGACGGUUCUGAGAGAUUCUGUCAAGUUGCUUGCAAACAAGGAACCGAUUUCGUGACCAACCCUUCCGUUUUGUACGUAUGUCUCGAUAAUGGA
This is a messenger RNA of Pocillopora meandrina, 882 nucleotides long. Lineage: Eukaryota; Metazoa; Cnidaria; Anthozoa; Scleractinia; Pocilloporidae. The record is from the annotation of a GenBank genome assembly.